Branchiostoma floridae (Florida lancelet) is the source of this 1536-nucleotide messenger RNA. RefSeq lists its product as uncharacterized. NCBI's taxonomy places the organism in Eukaryota, Metazoa, Chordata, Leptocardii, Amphioxiformes, Branchiostomatidae. The transcript has 7 exons. Bases 28 to 1521 code for a protein of 497 amino acids. The record is from RefSeq and is a predicted model, not a curated record.
GCCACCAACAGGAAACGGGCAAAACUGAUGCAGGAUGUGAGGGCCGAGGUCAGUGGUGGGGACUCCGCAGCACUGAUGAAGGAGGAACUGCGAAUCCAUCCUCGGGAUGAGCUGCAGAGGAUGCUGCAAGAGCUGAAGCUGGACAGGGUCCGCAUCCCUACAGGGCACCUGCUGGCAGCAAAAGGGGACAUUGGGAUGAACUGGAGUCAGUGUGCGAAACUUCGAAGGUGGCUGAAAGGAUACAAUGUAAGCAUGGAAAGUGAGAAAUCGUCUAGGGCUGUUGCAGCAGAGCUCCUUUCCAACAUUUCCAUAAAGGCAGAAAACUUACCAUUUUCUGUGAAGGGGAAAACAGACAGCACAGUACAGCUUCUGCCUUGCGCCUACGUUGAAUCACUCAAGGACGCCAUCUUUGACAACCUACAAAGAAAGGAGAAAGCAAACACCCUAACCUGGCAUGAUGGAAACAUCCCAGAGGAAAUCUGGGUCAAAAUUGGAGGAGACCAUGGAGGACCAUCAUUUAAAAUGGCCUUCCAAAUCCUGAACAAAGAGCACCCUAACUCCAAGUUCAACACUACUGUCUUUUGCAUUUUUAAUGCUAAAGACAGUAGGGAAAACCUGAACCUUGCUACAAGCAGGUAUUCGGCGGACAUUCAGGAUAUCCAACAAUCCAAAUGGAAGUGCAAAGAGGGGAAGGAACACUCUAUUCGUCUUUUUGUGUCAGGGGACUAUGCAUACCUCUGCCUGUGGUAUGGCCUAUCUGGUGCUUGUGGAACUAGCCCAUGUCUGUGGUGCUAUGUCACACAAGAAGAAAUCAAGGACAAGGACAGCUGUAGGCUACAAAUCCCCGCCAGAACCCUGGAGAGCUUGGCCAGAGACCACCAGAGGUUCCUGGUUGAGGGGGGAGGGAAGCUCAAGGUGGCCAAGCUAUACCACAAUGCCAUCAAACCCGUUAUGUUUGAUGUGCCGAUAGACCAGGUUAUUGUACCUGGUCUACACAUCAGUCUGGGUAUCUACCUAAAGCUUUUUAAGCUCAUGGAGAACGAGCUCCAUGACAUUGAUUAUAAGCUACAGUCCUACCUGGCAGCAGUCCUGGAGGAAGGUGACAUCACUAAGGAGGAACUGCUGAACGAUGAGCACCUUGGGAAGUUCAAGGCAUAUGUGGCUGCCAUCGAUGAAGCCCGGGAGCUGGAUGUGAAAGCCGACGCUCUCGAGGAGGAACUGGAGGAGGAGGAGAACAAGCUGGCGUGGCUGGCGUACAGCGAUGGUGAUGAUGAUGAUGAGAGGGCAGAGGCCGUGUUCCAGGCUGGCUGCAGCACAGUCCAGCACCUGUACCAGGAGAAGGAAAAGCUGAGGGACAGUGCAGUCAAAGUCAGGGAAAAGGCGUCAGUGAAGAAGGGAGAGGGCCCACUGGGAUCCCAGAUCGACCCGAUACUUCAGGAGUACCGGGUUUGUCGGCAACCCUUUCACGGCGAAUCCUUCAUUGGCAACCAUGUCAACACUAUGCUUUCAGGCAAGUACUAGUACUUGUUCUUUUAU